GGCAGAUGGUUUUUGCACGCAUUUCGUUGCAGAUCCCAACCAUCUGAUAUGUCAUCAAACGCAACAACUGCACUGCUGCUUGGAGGAGAAAGGACGAGUGGAGAAUCAGUGCGAAAACAGAACGUUUUGGCCGCUUGCUCCAUUGCGAAUAUUGUCAAGUCCAGCUUGGGUCCCGUUGGGUUGGACAAAAUGCCCGGGGAUGAUGUGGGCGAUGUGACAAUCACCAACGAUGGGGCUACGAUCCUCAAACUGUUGGAUGUUGAGCAUCCAGCAGGCAAGAUUUUAGUGCAGCUUGCACAGCUACAAGACGAGGAGGUUGGUGACGGGACUACCUCGGUGGUUAUUCUUGCUGCUGCACUACUCAAGGGUGCUGAUGAGCUAAUUUCUCGUUUCGUACACCCUACAACCAUUAUCAAUGGCUACAGACUGGCUUGCCGUGAAGCUUGUAAAUACAUCCAGGAACAUUUAAAAAUGGAUGUGACGAAGCUUGGCAAGCAGGGUUUAGUGAGUGCGGCGCGUACGGCCAUGUCUAGCAAGCUUAUUAAUCUCCUGUAUGCUAUGGUAGUAUUCGGUUUCUCAUGUUAUAACUGUUAUGCUAUGUAUAUGUCACUUUCAUUAGAAUUGAUAGUUUUGGCCGCUUGCUCCAUUGCGAAUAUUGUCAAGUCCAGCUUGGGUCCCGUUGGGUUGGACAAAAUGCUCGUGGAUGAUGUGGGCGAUGUGACAAUCACCAACGAUGGGGCUACGAUCCUCAAACUGUUGGAUGUUGAGCAUCCAGCAGGCAAGAUUUUAGUGCAGCUUGCACAGCUACAAGACGAGGAGGUUGGUGACGGGACUACCUCGGUGGUUAUUCUUGCGGCUGCACUACUCAAGGGUGCUGAUGAGCUAAUUUCUCGUUUCGUACACCCUACAACCAUUAUCAAUGGCUACAGACUGGCUUGCCGUGAAGCUUGUAAAUACAUCCAGGAACAUUUAAAAAUGGAUGUGACGAAGCUUGGCAAGCAGGGUUUAGUUGUCGUUAAUGACCCGGAUCAAUUGGAAGCUAUAAGAAAGCGUGAACUGGACAUUACGAAAGAGCGCAUCCAAAAAAUCCUUGCUGCUGGCGCUAAUGUCAUUCUAACAACGGGAGGAAUCGACGAUUUGUGCAUGAAAUACUUCGUGGAAGCCAAUGCGAUGGCUGUGCGACGGUGUAAAAAAAGUGAUCUGAAGAAUAUGGCCAAGGCCACAGGCGGACAACUGAUUGUAAGCAUGUCUGACAUGGAGGGUGAGGAGGUAUUUGAUGCGCAGAAACUUGGAAAGGCGUCGGAAGUUGCGCAAGAACGGAUUUGUGAUGACGAACUGAUCAUUCUUCGGGGUCCGAAAGUACAUCCGGCGGCGAGCAUAAUUCUUCGAGGAGCCAAUGACUUUUACGUAGAUGAGAUGGAGCGCUCACUUCAUGAUGCAAUUUUGGUCGUCAAACGUGUGUUGGAAAGCAAGGAUGUUGUGCCUGGUGCCGGUGCUUGUGAAGCUGCCAUUUCCAUCUACUUAGAAAACUUUGCAGUUACACUGAGUUCUCGCGAGCAGUUGGCGAUUGCAGAGUUCGCACGCGCAAUGCUUUCUAUCCCUAAGCAGCUGGCUGUCAAUGCUGGACUUGAUUCAACCGAACUCGUUGCGCGGCUGCGCUCAUGCCAUAGUACGAGCCAGUCUAAAAAGGACCAAUCUCACUACAAAUGGUGGGGAUUGGAUUUGGACAAUCACCGUGUUAUGGACUGUGAGACAUUGGGGGUCUUCGAACCAAUGGUGUCCAAAAUCAAAAGUCUGAAGUUCGCAACGGAAGCUGCCAUCACGAUUCUGCGUAUUGAUGAUCUGAUUAAACUGAAUGAGGAGAAGGAACCACCUCAACAUCCUGACGACUACUAAAGACCAAGCUUUUGCUUCGCUUUUGUCGCUGUUGGACAGUUCAUGUUUUAUCAUCCACCCAAGUACACUUCGAACUAUGUUUGGUCGUUUGUGAGUACCGUCUUCAGACUCAUUUCGCACGCUUCCCAUACCAGCCUGUUGGGAGUCCCUGUAAGAU
Messenger RNA from Opisthorchis viverrini, 2053 nucleotides. RefSeq lists its product as hypothetical. The transcript is spliced from 9 exons. The record is from RefSeq and is a predicted model, not a curated record. Gene Ontology annotation, biological process: protein folding. Bases 49 to 1896 code for a protein of 615 amino acids. NCBI's taxonomy places the organism in Eukaryota, Metazoa, Platyhelminthes, Trematoda, Opisthorchiida, Opisthorchiidae. Gene Ontology annotation, cellular component: chaperonin-containing T-complex. Gene Ontology annotation, molecular function: ATP binding; ATP hydrolysis activity; ATP-dependent protein folding chaperone.